AUGGCCCGCUCUUCCGCCGCCGUUCGCGCGGCGCGGCGGCUAAUCCCAUCCCCUGCCGCGUUUCCAACGCCUCUAUUAUCACCCGCCGCGCUCGUGGCACCGUUUGUAGUGUCAGCUUCCCCUGUAGCUCUCUCGCCACCCUCGAUAUUAUCUCCCGGUGCACAGCGGCGCGGUGAUUGUAGCGAGGAUAUCUUAGCACUGCGAAGUUCGCAGCUUCACUUUGCCACGUCAGCUCGCUCAACCGGCGGCUCGUCUUGUGCUUCCCGGGUUUCUACUACCAGUGCCACGUGUCCUGCACCUUCGGUUGCCACGCCACCCAGCUCCUUCGCCGCGUCUGGUUUUGCCGAUGCGUUUCCUGCCACGUGGCAGCCGAGGAGGGGGUACUCCGUGGAGACAUCUUCGGUGGUGGGUCCACGUGGCGGUGCCCAGUUGGUGCAGUUGGAUUACCUCACAGGGGACGACGAGGGCAUCGCUGUGGUGACCCUUAACCGCCCUGCGGCCCGCAACGCCAUCAGCAAACAGCUGCUGGCAGAUCUCUUGGAGGCCAUGGCGGAAGUAAGGGGAGAUGGGGGAGCUGGGGGGGUGGAGCGAGCAGGGAAAGCAGAGGGUGCAGUGGCAGGGACGCAGCAGGAGCAGACGGGGAAAGCAGCAGUGCGAGUUGUGAUAAUAAGGAGCGCAGUGGAUGGAGUGUUUUGCGCAGGGGCAGACCUCAAGGAGCGCAAGGGCAUGACACGGGAAGAGGUGGAAGCAUUUGUCAGCAGUCUCAGGGAAGCGUUCACUGACCUUGAGAACCUGCCUGUACCAACAGUGGCAGCAGUUGAGGGAGCAGCACUGGGCGGGGGACUGGAAAUGCUUCUAGCUUGUGACAUCAGAGUGGCAGGCUUCAAUGCCCGGUUUGGCCUGCCAGAGACAUCGCUUGCCAUCAUUCCCGGGGCGGGAGGCACACAGCGGCUACCACGCCUCGUCGGUGCAUCUCGAGCCAAGGAGCUCAUUUUCACGGCUCGGGUUGUGCGAGCUGACGAGGCACUCUCUCUCGGUAUUGUGAGCCACUGUGUGCCUGCGGGAACUGCACACGACACAGCCCUUGAAAUCGCAAGAACCAUCCAACGCAAU
This is a messenger RNA of Closterium sp. Naga37s-1, 1113 nucleotides long. NCBI's taxonomy places the organism in Eukaryota, Viridiplantae, Streptophyta, Zygnematophyceae, Desmidiales, Closteriaceae. The record is from the annotation of a GenBank genome assembly.